UGGGGAAGAAGAAUGACUUAUGAACAUUACUUCUUGGUAACAGGGGGAGCCGGCUUUAUCGGCUCGCAUUUUUUAGUUUACUUUGCGGAGAAGUAUCCACAUUACCAUUUCACCUGCAUUGAUAAACUUAACUAUGCAACCACCCACACGCGCCAAACCUUAACCAAAGUGGAGAAGAAGGCUAACUAUAGAUUUAUCCAGUGCGACAUUUCCUUGGAGUACGACAUUCUCUAUGAUUUACUUGUACGGCGAUUUCCCGAUACCAAAAUCACAAGCAUUAUCAAUUUUGCUGCAGAGUCUUCCGUAGAUAGAUCAUUUACUAAUCCCAGUGCAUUUGUUCGGAAUAAUAUUUUGGCAACCCAAAACUUAUUGGAAUGUUUAAGGUUAGCACUGGAUAAAUUCCCACAAAAUAGGUUUACAUUUAUACAUAUUUCUACGGAUGAAGUGUAUGGAGAAAGUGAAAAUGACCCGCCUGUAAGCGAGCUUGCAGCUUUGCAUCCAACCAAUCCCUAUGCGGCAUCCAAGGCUUCUGUAGAUAUGAUUAUACAAUCGUAUUAUUCAUCCUAUAAAGUACCAGUAGUUAUUUUGCGGCCUAAUAAUGUCUAUGGAAGUAACCAAUAUCCAGAGAAGCUUAUACCUAUGGCCAUUGCCAAGCUUCGUGACGGGCAGAAGAUCCAUAUUCAUGGAGAUGGAACCAAUAAACGUACUUAUUUACAUGUAAUUGAUUUGGUUCGUGCCAUUGAGAUUAUUUGGCGGGAAUGUGCCAUUGCCAAGUCUGAUAUGGUUACUGGGGGAAUUUUCAAUGUUGGCACUAAAGAUGAGUGGAGAAAUAAAGAUCUAGUGGCAAAAUUAAUUGAAAUAUAUCAUGGGGCAAGUAUCGAUUUGGCAAAUCAUUUAGAGUUUGUUGCUGAUCGGAAGUAUAAUGAUGCAAGGUAUCGGAUUUCUUCAGAAAAGAUCCAACGUUUAGGGUGGGAACCUCAAGUAAACUUUUUGGAUGGUCUUGAAAGUCUUGUCAAUGAAUCUUAGGACAUU
This is a messenger RNA of [Candida] anglica, 1032 nucleotides long. NCBI's taxonomy places the organism in Eukaryota, Fungi, Ascomycota, Pichiomycetes, Serinales, Debaryomycetaceae. The record is from the annotation of a GenBank genome assembly.